Molecule: messenger RNA, 2268 nt
Organism: Nerophis lumbriciformis (worm pipefish)
Lineage: Eukaryota; Metazoa; Chordata; Actinopteri; Syngnathiformes; Syngnathidae
Source: RefSeq, a predicted model, not a curated record
AUGGAGGCGGCGUGGAACUGCAGCUCACGUUGUGAUUCCCCACUCUGCCUCAGCCACUCGGGGGUCCUAAGGCAAGACAGCAUGGAGGUGCUGCAUAGACUCUGCGGCCUCACUAGGAUGGUGGCGACACCUCCGAGACGCUGGCUGUCCCCGGUUCUGAGCGCGGUGGUGUGGACGCUGCUGUCCUGCGGCAUUUUGCUGGCCUUCUGCUUCCUGCUCUUCACCUUGCGCUUCAAAAACAACAGAAUAGUCAAGAUGUCCAGCCCUAACCUGAACAUCCUGAGUCUCAUAGGAAGCGUUCUCACCUACAUCAGCGGCUUCCUGUUUGCCGUGGACGCGCCGCCGCACCAUUCCACGGAAGUGUCUUCAGCUGUACUGCAUGCCCGGAUUUGGACCCUCUGUCUGGGUAGCACCAUGGUGUUUGGACCCAUUUUAGGAAAAACCUGGCGGCUCUAUAGGGUCUUCACACAGAGAGUUCCCGACAAGAGAGUGAUCAUCAGAGACAUUCAGCUAAUGGCCAUGGUCGCUGUCUUGAUUUUGGGGGAUCUACUAGUUCUGAGCAUCUGGAACCUCUCGGACCCCAUCCGCUGUUCCCGAUCGCUUGGUGCCGUCGUUAAAUUGGACAAGGACGUCUCCUAUUCCAUGUCUCAGCUUGAUUCCUGCUCUUCCAUGUACUCGGAUCUGUGGGUUUUCAUUAUAGUUGUUAAAAAGGCGUGUUUGCUGCUGUACGGUACCUACCUAGCGGGCCUGACCAGCGACGUGAGCCGUCCUCCGGUCAACCAGUCGCCCACCAUUCUGACAGCGGCAUCUCUGGUCACUCUGUGCUCGGGCGUGGCUGUCCCCGUAUCGCUCAUGAUGCCGGCUUGGCCCAACGUGGUCUGCGGCACGGUGGCCGGUGCCAUUUUCAUCUGCACGCUGGCCACCGACUGCAUGCUUUUUGUGCCCCAGCUGACUGAGUGGCGGCAUUUUGAGGAGGAUCACAACAACCCGAGUCAGAUGGCCAAGUACUUCAGCAGCCCUGCUAAGAGCCAGCCUUCAGUCUACAGCCAGGAUGACAUCUACUUCCUUCUUGGGGAAAACAACUCUAUGAAGCAGCUCCUCAAUGAGAAGAACGCCGUGAUUGACAGCCUGCAAGAACAGGUGAGCAAUGCCAAAGACAAGCUUCUUCGUUUGGUGUCGGCCAGUCAGCAGUCCGAGGAAGAAGACAACCUUCAGUUGUCCUCUACUCAAGCCACACAACUUCAGUGUGCUAACAUUCUGGCUUCUCAUAGCGACGUCAAGUCCGAUAUCUCACCUUCACCGACUGUCUUCCCUCGUCUUGUUGCUGAUUCUUUGUCAUUGGGUGGUCCGGGAUCUUUUAACUGUCCCCCUUUGCCUUCCUCUGUAACCCCUGUUACUGCUACGUCUCCUCUUUCUGGCGAAUUGGAUGGAGAUCCCUCCAAAGCGACAACAGAAAACCCCCUCAGGUCUUCAGGUUGUCUUCGGACAGCAGAGGAGACGGCUCAUUUUGUCACCUCUCUCCAAUCCCCUGGACUUUUGAACCAUUUUGAAACUUUGAGCAACGGACCAACAUCUCCCUCGGGGCCGAACACCAAACCGGCCGGUUUUGUCAGUAGCGAGAAGCUGCAGGAGAUCCUCCAAGAACUUAGUAUUGACACGGUUUUGGAAACUGUCCUAAAAUCUGCAAGGAGCCCUUCUAAUAGCAGAUUUACCGAGGACUCUUCGUUCUCCCCGAUUUCUCUGCAGACCCCUCGCUCCCCCACUCAUCCUCCUCUGAUCUUCCGAUACCCCAGUAUCUCCCCGUACGCCAUGAGGAAACGUCGACCGCCCUUUCACUCGCCUAGACGUAGACGCCUCCGUGCAGGACGUCAGAAUCUGACAAAGCACCCCGAGAGAGUCACAUCGAAUGGGAGUGUCACUGCGCACGGUACUGUACUGCGGGUUCCUGACUGCGACUUUGACUUGCAAGAUGAGGAAGGAAGUUUGCCAACAAAAUCUUACGGAUGUUCUCCAGAAAACAUCAACGUGUUUGACGUAGAGACAGUAGGCGAUGCUCAGGACUCACGCAAGUACUGGGACUCGGACUCCAGCAGCUCCACGGACUACUGCUACUACCACCGACCAUACUGCGACUCCUGCUUGCAACGAGGCUCGCUCUUGACCUCGGACUCUUCAGACUCUUCCGACAGCGAGUACGAAAGUAACGAUCUCUAUCGUUCUGCACAUCCGGUGGUAUUCAAGGAAGACCUCAAACCCACGUUUGUGUAA